AUGGACAGCGUGUUCGGCGUGGUGGGGAGCGGCUUCGCGGUGGUGGCCGCCGGCACCUCCGCCGCGGGUAGAAGCUUCGUGUUCAGGAACACCGACCACGACAGGGUCACGCGCCUCGGCACGAACCUGCUUCUCGGCGUGUCCGGCGUCCCCGGAGACUGCCUGCGGUUAAGGGAUGAGGUGAGGGCCAGCGCGAGCAAGAUCCGCAGCACCGCCGCGGCUGCUGACAUCGUCCGGGAGGCGGUGAUCGGCUGCGCUCAGUCGGCGAACGCCAUGAUCGCCGGCUACGACAGCGCCGAGGGCCCGACGAUGUAUGCCGUUGGCGGCACUGCGCCGCCGGAGCGGGUGGGGCAUUACGGCACCGCUGGGUGCGGGGCGGGCCUCUGCAGGACGGUGAUGGAGAACCACUACCGCCCCGGCAUGACGGUGAAUGAGGUGGUGGCGCUCGUUGACAGGUGCAUCAAGGAGGUCCGGCGGCUCGGGCUGGCUAGCUUCGUGAUCAUGAUCGUGGACAAGGACGGGGCCAGGGAGUACACCAGGCGUAUACUAAGACCGAAGGUGGUGAUAGAAAUGAAAUCCACACAGGGAGCGCCUACUGUAAACUCGAAUAAUUAAACUA
Molecule: messenger RNA, 619 nt
Organism: Hordeum vulgare subsp. vulgare (domesticated barley)
Lineage: Eukaryota; Viridiplantae; Streptophyta; Magnoliopsida; Poales; Poaceae
Product: proteasome subunit beta type-2-like
Exons: 2
Coding region: 1-615 (204 amino acids)
Cellular component (GO): proteasome core complex
Source: RefSeq, a predicted model, not a curated record